Molecule: messenger RNA, 1457 nt
Organism: Plectropomus leopardus (leopard coralgrouper)
Lineage: Eukaryota; Metazoa; Chordata; Actinopteri; Perciformes; Serranidae
Source: RefSeq, a predicted model, not a curated record
AUGACAGUGGGAGACACAAAAUUAGAAAACUGGGACCAAGAUUUCUUCCUGGUGGAGUUGGACCGUUGUGUCCAGAAUCACGACCUGCUGGCCGACCUCUUCAUCAGACACGAGCGUCGCCUCCACAUGUACGUGGUUUACUGUCAGAACAAGCCGAGGUCAGAGUUCAUCGUCAUCGAGUACGAGACCUUCUUUGAGGAGAUCCAGCACGAGAUCAGCUGCAGGAUGUCCAUCAGCGACUAUCUGAUCAAACCCAUCCAGAGAAUCACCAAAUACCAGCUGCUGCUGAAGGAUUUUCUCAAGUACACGUCAAAAGCAGGACUCGACUGUGAGGAGAUCGAAAAAGCGGUGGAGCUGAUGUCGUUGGUGCCGAAACGUUGCAACGACAUGAUGAAUCUGGGACGCCUGCAGGGAUACGAGGGGAAGUUGACGUCUCAAGGGAAGCUGCUGCAGCAGGAGACCUUCUGCGUUUUGGAGCAGGACGGAGGAGUUUUGUCUCGCAGUAAAGAGCGCCGAGUCUUCCUGUUCGAGCAGAUCGUCAUCUUCAGCGAGCUGCUGCGAAAAGGCUCCAACAACCCGGGAUACCAGUUCAAGAACAGCAUCAAGGUGACUUACCUGGCGAUGCAGGACAGCGUGGACGGGGAUCCCUGUAAGUUCGUGUUGUGGUCUCGCGGCUCAGCGGAGCGCUUCACGCUGCAGGCGUCCUCCGCCAGCAUCAAGCUGACCUGGGUGGAGACCAUCGCCACCCUGCUGGACGCUCAGAACAACUUCCUGUCAGCCCUACAGUCUCCCAUCGAGUACCAGAGGAAGGAGGGCGGGAUCUCUGUGACCCGCCCUUUGUCGUCAGGACGACCGCCGUCGGCCCCGCCCACACCCAACGGCCACGCCCCUCAGCCUCCUCCUGACAGCGAGCAGGACGACCAGGAGCUGGUGCUGGUGCUGCAGGACUUCGUGGCGGUUCGGGAGGACGAGAUCUCCGUGUUUCGGGGCGAGAAGGUUCAGAUUCUGGCGUCCAACCAGCAGGGUCAGAGUCUAGUGUACCGGCCCGCCAACAGCGACUCGCCGGCCGCCGAGGGCUGGGUGCCGCGCAGCGUGCUCAACACACACUGACACACACACACGCGCGCACACACACACACACACACACACACACACACACACACACACACACACAUACACUGACAGCAGAGUCCCGUUUACUCAAGUACACGCCAAAUACUGCAGGCCGUCAGAGCCAAAGGCAUGCUGGGAAAUUUAUCACAGUGGUUAGAGUGGAGCCUCAGGAUGGUGACAUCAGCGAGCCCAAAAAAACCCAAAAUAUCAAAUCAAUGACUGAACGCGGCCGAUGUUUCCUGCAGCGCCGCCAUCAGGACAAACUUUACGUUUCUCAAAAUUUACCUCGGCGAUUAAAUAACGUUAUUUUUCUGUCAUUUUUGCUUAUUUGAACUGUCUUCUAU